UGUAAAUCAAAAGCAAUUAUUAGAUUAUUGAACAAUACUGAAAAUCGGACGAUAUACAUUGUGAAAUAUAUCCGUAGAGUAAAACAAAUUUGUUUACAUUGCGUCAAUAAUUUUACCAAAAUGACUGAGUAUUGGAAAUCAAACGACCGCAAAUUUUGCGACUUCUGCAAAUGUUGGAUCAGUGACAAUAAAGUUAGUGUAUCAUUUCAUGAAAAUGGUAAACGCCAUAAAUUGAAUGUUUCGAAGCGUAUAGCUGAAAUAAGACGUUUCAGUGAAAAAGCAGAUAAGGAGAGUCGCCAAAUGGAUGCUGAUAUACGAAAAAUGGAGGCAGCAGCUCUAGCUUCUUAUGCUAAUGACGUACAAGCAAAAGGUGAUAUGACAGCUCAAUCGGUUAGUGUUAUGAAUAAUGUUGGCAAUUCUGCUGGUGAACGUCCAAUCAACAGUAAAACUAGUGCACAAGUAGAUCCUAUGCGACUAGUUGGCGAUUCGGAUGAUGAAGAUGAUCGGCGUGUACGCACAGAUAAAGUUGAUCAUGAACAAGUACCAAAUGCAUCUCUUUGGGUAGAGAGCAAAUGUGAUAAAGGGUAUACAUAUUAUUGGAAUGUUAAAACUAAUGAAUCCGUUUGGAAAGAACCUAAGGAAGGAUAUCUUUCUUGGGAAGAUUAUCAACGCAUAAACGAUAUUGCAAUUAAACAACAAGAAAUGCAACAAGCAGCUGAAGCAAAGAGAUUUCGUGAGAAUGUCAACGAGGAAGUGGCUCGCUAUAAUAGGGAGAAACUAAAAAAAUAUUGUAAAAGAGAUGGAACAGAAGAAACUAAAACUUCUCAAGAAAUUAGAGCUACUUAUAAAACGCAGGAAGAAGCUGCUGCAGUUACAAUAGGAGCAUGGCAAACCGUUGAAGAAAAGCCACCACCACAGGCAAUCGAUUGGGAACUACCGAAAUCUGACAAGUUGUAUAUUGCUCCAGUUGUAUCUGAAAUUGUGCCAGAACCGCCAGUAAAGCGUUUUAAGGAAAAAACCAUAACAUCAUUAGACGAUGAAUCUUCUGAUCCAAAGACAACCGUUUUCAAAAAAAGAAAGAACUUCAGUAAAGGAAAUGCACGCAAACGUUUAGAGGAUGACUGAUAUAAUAUUUUUAUUGAUAAAUAAUUUAAUUCAGAAAAAAACGUGUAACGAAAGAUCAACAUUAACAAACACUGAAAUUUUGUCACUGUAUUACUAUGGCAAGACAACAGAAAAAUGUACAAAUUUUACAUAUAAAUUUAAUUAUGUCUUAUAUUUUGUCCUGUGGAGAUGCUAUUAAUCACAAUACGAUGCGUGGUGUGCACAAUCGUAUAUUUUUUAUGAAAGAUACACAUUUAACUGUUCAUAUUGGAGAAAUUCUUAAUUGAUUAUUCCGAUUCCAAUGAAAUUUUUAUAAUUUCCU
Teleopsis dalmanni is the source of this 1426-nucleotide messenger RNA. Its product is annotated as WW domain-binding protein 4. Gene Ontology annotation, cellular component: nucleus; precatalytic spliceosome. The record is from RefSeq and is a predicted model, not a curated record. Gene Ontology annotation, biological process: mRNA splicing, via spliceosome. Lineage: Eukaryota; Metazoa; Arthropoda; Insecta; Diptera; Diopsidae. Gene Ontology annotation, molecular function: protein binding; RNA binding; zinc ion binding. The transcript has 4 exons. Bases 121 to 1125 code for a protein of 334 amino acids.